CCCUUCCCAACAUGGCUGCUCCUGCUCCUGCCCUUCCCAACAUGGCUGCUCCUGCUCCUGCCCUUCCCAACAUGGCUCCUGCUCCUGCCCUUCCCAACAUGGCUGCUGCUGCUCCUGCCCUUCUCAACAUGGCUGCUCCUCCUCCUGCCCUUCCCAACAUGGCUGCUCCUGCUCCUGCCCUUCCCAACAUGGCUCCUCCUGCUCCUGCCCUUCCCAACAUGGCUGCUCCUCCUGCCCUUCCCAACAUGGCUGCUCCCAUCAGCACCUUCUCGGUGGACAGCUGCAUGAGUGACACCUACCGCCUGAAGUACCACAAGCCCAGACCAGGCCUGCCCUUCAUGACCGACAUCCAGGGGGAGGGGCAACCGGCGCCAGGGGAGGGGCAACCGGCACCAGGGGAGUGCCAACAGCCGUCGCCAGGGCAACUGUCGUCAGGGGAGGAGCCAGAGGAGGAAGUGAAUCAGCAAGGCCACACCCCCUUAGGCACGCAGAGGACCAACCAGCCGAGAGCUGAAACAGGUUCCAGAGCAGCAGGCAGGUGGAAUCCCGUCACCUUCAGAGGCCUGGACGAACACGGAUACCUCUAGACACACACACACACACACACACACACACACACACACACACACACACACACACACACCUGAAGACCUGGACGAACACGGAUACCUCUAGACACACACACACACACACACACACACACACACACACACACACACACACACACACACACACACACACACACACACACACACCUGAAGACCUGGACGAACACGGAUACCUCUAGACACACACACACACACACACACACACACACAC
Engraulis encrasicolus (European anchovy) is the source of this 819-nucleotide messenger RNA. Its product is annotated as translation initiation factor IF-2. Lineage: Eukaryota; Metazoa; Chordata; Actinopteri; Clupeiformes; Engraulidae. The transcript has 2 exons. The coding region runs from base 12 to 587 and encodes 191 amino acids. The record is from RefSeq and is a predicted model, not a curated record.